Molecule: messenger RNA, 2591 nt
Organism: Gallus gallus (chicken)
Lineage: Eukaryota; Metazoa; Chordata; Aves; Galliformes; Phasianidae
Gene: GPN3
Product: GPN-loop GTPase 3
Exons: 9
Coding region: 60-914 (284 amino acids)
Molecular function (GO): GTPase activity
Source: RefSeq, a predicted model, not a curated record
GCGCUACGGAGCGGCGGAGGGGUCAAGCGUCGCCGCUCCUGCGUUGCGCGGAGGCCGGCAUGCCGCGCUACGCGCAGCUGGUGAUGGGCCCGGCGGGCAGCGGCAAGAGCACGUACUGCUCCACCAUGCUGCAGCACUGCGAGGCGCUGGGCCGCGCCGUGCAGGUGGUUAACCUGGACCCGGCCGCUGAGUUCUUCAGCUAUCCCGUCAUGGCAGAUAUACGGGAGCUCAUAGAGGUGGAUGAUGUUAUGGAAGAUGAUUCCUUACGGUUCGGUCCCAAUGGCGGCCUGGUGUUCUGCAUGGAGUACUUUGCCAACAACUUCAACUGGCUGGAGGAGAGCCUGGGGCACGUGGAGGAUGAUUAUAUACUGUUUGACUGCCCAGGUCAGAUUGAACUCUAUACACAUUUGCCAGUGAUGAAACAGCUGGUGGAACAGCUUCAGCAGUGGGAAUUCCGUGUCUGUGGAGUGUUUCUUGUCGAUUCUCAGUUCAUGGUGGAAUCUUUUAAGUUUAUAUCUGGAAUUCUGGCAGCACUCAGUGCAAUGAUCUCUUUAGAGAUUCCACAGAUUAACAUCAUGACUAAAAUGGAUUUGCUGAGCAAGAAAGCUAAGAAGGAAAUAGAAAAGUACUUAGAUCCAGAUAUGUAUUCUAUGAUUGAAGAUUCUACUAAUAUAUUGAAAAGCAAAAUGUUUAAAAAACUGACUAAGUCCAUAUGUGGAUUGAUUGAUGACUAUGGUAUGGUUCGAUUUCUACCUUUUGAUCGCUCCGAUGAGGAAAGUAUAAACAUAGUUCUGCAGCACAUAGACACUACCAUCCAGUAUGGAGAAGAUCUUGAAUUUAAAGAACCGAAGGAAUAUGAAGAAGAUAAAUCUGCACUUGUGGAUGAGUAUUUUCAAGAUCAUGUGAAUGAGUAAAGAGCAAAUGUUGGAAAAGAGGAAGAAAAUACAUUGCUUGUGUGUUUUAAAGAAAACCAAAAACAUCCACCUCCACACAAACAUAUUUAUUUGAUGUUUUGCCUUUAAGACAACUAACAUUUCUAGUGAAAAGUGAGCUAUAUGACAGUUCAUAUGACAGAAUAUAGUGAGCUAUAUUACUGUUUAUAGUUCUUUUGUAAAUACAGAAUGUUCCUAGAUUCUCAAACGUUUUCAAAAUAUUUUUUAUUAUUUCUCCUAAAAUAUAUUAGUCCAGUUUAAUAGCUACUUUCAGCUGUACUGGAGGAUGUUUUUCUGCUAGUCACAUCCAAGUAUUUAUGAACCUUUCCUUGAUCCUAAGGAAUGAGUUUUAUUCAUGCAGUUAUUGAAUAAAAGUAUUUUCUAAAAAGGGCUUCAUGGUUAUAUAAAGCUUAAUAUCAGUAAAUGCCCUUAUAUAGGCAUGUAAUCUUUCUCUAUGUAAUAUAUCGUUCGUGUUUUAGAAAUUAUCCCAUACAAAAUGUCAGCCAAGUACUUUGUUGGAAUAAGAGCAUCUAAUGUCAUUUUGUAGGAGUAGCUUGGUAAACCAAAGCAAUGGUUGAAUAUUUUGAGGCAGUGGCACUUAUCUAAACCUGAGGAUAUGACAAACCUACUCCCAGCGCUGGACAGUUAGGUGAGAGUUCAGGGUAGUCAUUGCCAUAACCAGAAAGAGGUUAGAAAACGCAGCUCUUGGGGACUUUGAUGCACGGAGCCAGAAAUCCUGACCAUGUUUAAUAGUUACAGUGUAACCUCAUUAUGUGGCAAGUCGUUUGAUGCCUAUGCUGAAUUAAUCACAUCCUGGCAGGGCUUGAUAUGGCUUGAUUCCAGCCUUCCACAUCCUUUGGACACGUCAUCAAAUCGUAGAAUGGUUUGGGUUGGAAGGGAUCUUCAAGACCAUCCAGGUUUCACCCCCACUGCCAUGGACAGGACUGCCAGCCAUCAGAUCUGGCUGCCCACAGCCCCAUCCAACCCGGCCUUGGGCACCUCCAGGGAUGGGGCACUCCCAGCUCUCCAGCAGUCAGUUCCGUGCCUUGCCACACCCAGGGCGAGGGAUUUCUUCCUAAUAUCAGAUCUAAAUCCACCCUUUUGUUUAAAACCAUCACCCCUAGACCUCUCGCUACAUUUGCUGACUGAACACCUCCUUUGGGUGUUCACCCUUUGGCCCCUUUGGGCCACUGUAAGGACUCCUUGCAGCCUUCUUUUCCUCCAGGCUGAACACCCACCCCAUCUCCCUCAGCCCAUCCUCACAGCAGAGAUGCCCUCUGCUCACGGAAAGGGGAAACCCAGCCCUUCAGCUCCAAAUCUCCCCAUUUUUUCGGCCUGACUCAUGCGACGAGGCAGUGGUGGGGCAAAUGGGGCACUGUGGCUCACAUGAGGGGCCACAGUUCAGACCCAGCCCGGGAAGGGGGGUCGGUUCUGUGCUUCCCCGUCAGGGAGCGGCUCCUCGGGGCGGUGCAGGCUGCGGCUUCCCCCGCUCGCACCGCCCCGCUGCCUCAUUUCCUGAAGGAAGAGGAAGGUUUGCUACGAGAUCAGCGCCGCUGCCCUCGCACCGAGCUGCGCCCUGCCCGUCGCCAUGCCGGCUUACCAUUCAACUUUAAUGGACUCAGAUACCAAGCUAGUGGGUAACAUGGCACUGUUACCCAU